AUGAGUUCCCAGUCUGUAGUAUCUACUAGUUCAUCCAGCCCCAAGGGACAGAAACGUACACGGGCAGACAGUGAGAAGAGGAAAGACGCCAACAAAAAAGCUUACGUCCCCUCCUAUGUACAAGAAGGAGAGAAGUGUGUGGUGUGUGGUGACAACUCUACUGGGACACAUUACAGGGCUAUGACAUGUGAAGGCUGUAAGGGUUUUUUUCGUCGGACCAUUCAGAAAAGUAAUGGAGGCACUCCUGACUUGCUUUGUAAGAAGGAGAAACAGUGUGAGAUUACACCUGAGACAAGAAAUGCCUGCCAGUACUGCAGGUUCCAGAGAUGUCUGGCCAUGAGGAUGGACCCAGGAUCUGUGUUGAAUGAGAGAGAGCGACAAAAUCUGAAAGUAUUGAUUGACACCAAUAGAAAAGAAAGAAAAAAA
Physella acuta is the source of this 426-nucleotide messenger RNA. Its product is annotated as thyroid hormone receptor alpha. Lineage: Eukaryota; Metazoa; Mollusca; Gastropoda; Physidae. The record is from RefSeq and is a predicted model, not a curated record. Gene Ontology annotation, biological process: hormone-mediated signaling pathway; negative regulation of transcription by RNA polymerase II; positive regulation of transcription by RNA polymerase II. Gene Ontology annotation, molecular function: nuclear receptor activity; RNA polymerase II cis-regulatory region sequence-specific DNA binding; zinc ion binding.